Molecule: messenger RNA, 1821 nt
Organism: Anolis sagrei ordinatus
Lineage: Eukaryota; Metazoa; Chordata; Lepidosauria; Squamata; Anolidae
Source: RefSeq, a predicted model, not a curated record
AUGUCACAAGGCGGAGAGUCAGGCGAAGUGUGCUACGGCCGGCUGAAGUUGCCCGGCAAGCGGGAGAUGCCUGUGGCGGUCAAGGCUCUGAAGGCCGGCUACACCGAGAAGCAGAGGCGGGACUUCCUGAGUGAAGCCAGCAUCAUGGCGCAGUUCGACCACCCCAACGUCAUCCACCUGGAAGGGGUCGUCACCAAAAGCAAAUUAGUCAUGAUUGUGACCGAGUACAUGGAGAACGGCUCGCUGGAUUCCUUUCUCCGGAAACACGAUGGGCAGUUCACCGUCCUCCAACUAGUGGUCAUGCUGCGGGGCAUCGGUGCCGGCAUGCGGUAUCUCGCCGAACUUGGCUAUGUGCACCGCGACCUGGCCGCUCGCAACAUCCUGGUCAAUGGCAACUUGGUCUGCAAGGUCUCCGACUUUGGACUCUCCCGGAUCCUGGAGAAUAAUCCCGAGGCAGCUUAUACCACCACGGGUGGGAAGAUCCCAGUUCGGUGGACGGCGCCUGAAGCCAUCACAUAUCGGAAGUUCUCCUCGGCCAGCGACGUGUGGAGCUACGGCAUUGUCAUGUGGGAAGUGCUAGCGUAUGGAGAGCGGCCAUAUUGGAACAUGACGAACCGGGAUGUCAUCCAGUCUGUGGAGGAAGGCUAUCGGCUUCCGGCCCCCAUGGGCUGCCCCACCGCUCUCCAUCAGCUCAUGCUGGACUGCUGGCAGAAGGACCGCAAUGAGAGGCCGCGCUUCUCCCAGAUCAUCGGCAUCCUGGACAAGCUCAUCCGCAGCCCACAGAACCUGAAGUGUACGGCUACCGUCAGCCGAUUCACCCAAACCCUUUCGGAGAGAGGCUGCAUCGAAUUCACCAGCUGCUCUACUGUCGAAGAUUGGUUGGACUCCAUUCGGCUGGGCCGAUAUCGAGACAACUUUGCCCUGGCUGGCUACUCAUCCCUCGGCAUGGUGAUGCGGAUGAAUAUUGAAGAUGUCCAGGGCCUGGGGAUCAGCCUGGUGGGACACCAGAGGAAAAUCUUGACCAGCAUCCAGAUCAUGCGGUCUCAGCUGCUCAACACCAUGGGCUCCCAAAGACACCUCUGAUGGCCCUUCCUCCUCAUCCCUGGAUGUUUCCAUGCUCCUUCCCUCGGUUUCACGCAAGCGAACACUAAUGGGGAGGAAUUCCGUCCCCAAAAUAAUAAGUGGCCGCAUGGCGGUAGCAAUAGGAUCUUGCUACACAGUGUGAGGCCCUGCUAAUCCUCACCGUCAAACUUAAGGUGACCACUGACUUCAAAGGCAUGGAGCAUAAAUCAAUAUGGACGUCGCUUGAAGAAUUGAGCAGACAGCAACCCGCUUCUACCAUGCCGUGGUGCUUCUAAUUCUUUGGCAUGACUCGGGACAAAGAUGUGUAGACACAGGGUAUAUAUAAGCAUUGAAAAGGCCUUCUCCUGCCAUCCCAGUGCAAUAAAUGUUGAGGGAGCUGAGGAGGAACAUCUCACACAACAAAGGGAUGGCGGGUGGUUGGACUGGGUGGCCUUUGUAGACUCUACAAUUCUCUACUUCGGUACCUUAAAACUGGCAGGAUUCUUUGAGACGUUGGCCAACACUCAACACUUGAAGCUCGUUUGCUGUGACUCCAAGACUUUAGAGUCACAAAUUCAGGUCUCCUUCGAGCUUUCCACAUCUGGCUGGGUUGGCAACCAAUCCUUCUUCCAGCUCUACGGAAAGUUGGACUGUUGUUUCCCCGUUGCUGCUAAAUAGAAGGAUCUUCACCUACGUAAACACUCUCCUCUGUGCCAAAUGCUGGUCCUUCUCAUCCCAAGGGCACACCACUAUAAUCCC